AUGGCCUCGGGACACCUUCUAGCACUGGGUGCUACCAUAACUUUGCUCAUGACGACACCCUUGGUAUCAGCCUCGACUCCAAAUGGACGGAGACAAGCAGUGACUGCAUCUCCCCCGCCAAAACAAUGGAUCACCAUCGACGAGGACGGAGCUGCACGCACCAUCACGCCGACCGUCACCACGAUAGAUCAAGCCCUUCAGACCAUUUCAGGGGCCCCGAGCUCCCUGACUGCGCAGUCCACCUGGUUCUUGUCUAACAAUGGCAUGACUACCACCACAGUCUUUGCUCCACAUCCUGCUCCAACUGCCGAGUAUCGUAGGGAAAAGGGCGCAUUGUUGGUCUGUGAAAACUAUUACGGUGAAGAUAAGCCAUUUUGUACACCGAAAAGAGGCAGUAUGCUCAAUCCAAAUUCAACUUAUUACAUUACGUGGGAUCCCCAGAAGUUUGCCCACCAAGACGACAAGCUCAAGAUCGAAGUUGUGUACGACGACAGCCGCGCGGAGGUGAUAGCCCAGAGCGUCAAAGCCUCGGUUGGCUACCACGCCUGGAUGGUACCAGACGACCUACUCGCCAGGUCCGGCAGCACCGCCAUGAACGCCAGCAUCAAGUACAACUACCAGUCUCACGACAGCUCCGAGUUCAACGAGAUCCGCGGCAACGGGCCCCGAGUCGUCAUCACCGACAAUGUCAUGUGGCCCGUAAACAACGCGGAUGGUAAUGGCUCUUCUGGGCCUGUUCCCAGUAUCGUCAUCGUUCCCAUGGUCGUCGUGCUGCUCCUAGUUGUAGGGUUGUACUGCUGUUGGAGUUAUCGCAAGAAGGGCAUCGUCCCUUUCGCCGCGGCUUUUGCGAACCUGAAGCGAAGGUUGACUCGAGGCCGCGGUUCUCAGGGGUACGGGGUAAGGAAGAGCCGCCCGGAAAGGACCAGGACGGCCAAUCCGACGCAGAACGUCGAGAUGCCCAGGGCUGCGGCGCGCGGGGACCCGUUCCGUGCCAACUACCACCCCGAAGACAAGACGCCGGGGAUCCAGCUAACCAGCAGUGAUAGCUGGUCGCCCACGUCGACGUCUGGGAGGAACGUGUUCCGGGAAGAGAUUCGGAGACAAGAGGGCCGAAAGUAA
Molecule: messenger RNA, 1119 nt
Organism: Pyricularia pennisetigena
Lineage: Eukaryota; Fungi; Ascomycota; Sordariomycetes; Magnaporthales; Pyriculariaceae
Exons: 2
Coding region: 1-1119 (372 amino acids)
Source: RefSeq, a predicted model, not a curated record